AUGAAGCUCGCCGCCGCAGUCAUCUUUGCCACCGCCCUCGUGGCCUCCAGCGCAGCGUCGAGCUCGACCCCAUUCGCACCCAAAUCCGAUCCCGGCGUCUACCCAGGCGGCGACAUCAAUCCACCAGACGGCUGGAAGACGCUACCCACCAUCGACGGCGCACGCAUCGACAACACCACCCUCGUCGUUGGCUCCGGGUCAGGGACGCUCGUCCACUACAUCGACGCGGAGUACGAUGCGGGCAAGAUCAAGCGGGCCGUGAUCCAGAUCCACGGCGAGAAUCGAGAUGCAUGGAACCAGUGGAUCUACUCGGAUCUGGCGGCGAAGCGCGCUGCGACGGGCGGCAGCUUUGAUCGCGACGAGGUAGUGGUGAUGGCGCCCAUGUUCUUCAACACUGGUGACGAGGGGGCGUACCCGUUCGAUCCGAAUUUGGAUUCGGGCAACGCGGUAACGAGCACGCUCGACACGGCCACAGUCACAGCUGGCCGACGGUCCUUCACACACCACACACAAGGAGCACCGGUAGCCUCGCCAGUGCCGGCAUUUGAGCGACGCAGUCGAGUCGAGCAUCGCGGCGUACACCGCAUCCCACUGCAGAAGUGGAGCACAACGCAGGCGAUGAUUUGGAAAUCCAUCGAGUGGGGCGAUGGCAGUCCCGCCUAUGAGCCUGCCGACUCCGCCGGAGCCGGCAGCUUCGAAGCCCUUGACAGCGCCGUGUCGUUCUUCCUCGACCGCACCCGCUUCCCGAACCUCCGCAAGGUCGUCAUCGCCGGCUUUUCGCUCGGCGCGCAACUCACCAACCGUUACGCCACCUUCCGCGACGACACCUCGCAAGACGACCGGCUCAUCUUCUGGAUCUCCUCCCCAAACUCGUUCGUCUAUCUCCAAGAUACGCGACCGCUUCAGAUCGGCACGUCGUGCACCGAGACCUACGGCAACUAUAAGUACGGUCUUAACGGUACGCUGCCCAACUACUACACCAGGGCAACCUCUCGCGUGUCUACGAGCAGCCUGAUCACUCGCUACCUCAGCAGAACGAUCUUCUACCUCGUCGGGAUGGACGAUCUCAGUGCGGGCCUCAGCAGCUGCGCCCCCAACACCCAAGGCUACGGUCAUCUGGACAAGAUGUACUACUGGACACAGCAGGUUGUGCCUAUGCUGCCGGGGAGUACGGGGGUGGAAGGCGAGCUGCCAGGGGACGGGCUGGUGAGGUACGUCGCAAAGACGGGGCAUCAGGAUUGGAAGAUCAUCACGUCCGAUCCAGGAGUCGAGACGUUGUGGUUGAAAGGGUGGUAUGAGAACGGGACGGAUGCCGAGACGCCACAGAGUGGGGGGACGGUUGCCGCGGGUACGCCGUCCAAGUCGACGAUUGGGAAUAUUCAUAGUGCCAAUACGGCGGCGAGUGGGACGAGGGCGACGGUGAUGGCGUUGGUGUUGGCCGCUGUGGGCGCGACAAUGGCGUUGCUGCUGUAG
Messenger RNA from Kalmanozyma brasiliensis GHG001, 1473 nucleotides. RefSeq lists its product as uncharacterized. Bases 1 to 1473 code for a protein of 490 amino acids. The record is from RefSeq and is a predicted model, not a curated record. Lineage: Eukaryota; Fungi; Basidiomycota; Ustilaginomycetes; Ustilaginales. The transcript has a single exon.